AUGAAUGAUGAUAAUUCAGAUGAGAAGACAGAAGAUGAACGGCUAUCCUUACUUCUCAGUGGUAAAAAUGGAAAUACCUGUGCAUACAACCAAAACUCCCCACAUACACAAAACUCCUCAGCCGAUAGUGUGAGUUGGAACUCUGCGAACCCGGAUGACAUGGUGGUUGAUUAUGAAACCAGCUCUGCCGUGGACAUUGCUGAAAACAAUACUUUAACUCCUCAGUGUGUAGAAGUGCUUCAUCACCAAAAGUCGUCAAGUGAGUUGAUUAGGAAGGAGGUGUUAGACACCCACAAAGCCUCCACACGUCAGUCUUGUGUGCACGUUGUGAAUACAGAGGAGCCAAAGUACCCGUCUAACCGUUGUCAUUCCCUGGAAUCAUUACGGGACCAGAGUGCUGAGACAUCGCUGCCUUUUGUGUGGAAACCCAACGAUGAUGAUUUGAACUGUCCACAUUGUCUUACUGCCUUGGAGCCAAACCAGACAUUUGACAUGACAGUGGAUGAUGUUGACUGCACCUUCGUAACACGUCAUGCCAUUGGGAAGAGUCAGUCUUUGCAUACGACUGGAAAUCUGCAGCCGACCGGCAUGAGGAGUGGAAACCCAUCUUUAUCCUGUUCUACAUCUCCCUGUUCUGAUAAGAUACAUGUGAGAGAAUUGAAUUAUGAUCAAGACAGCUUUGAAAACCCUCAAGCCACAGCAGCAGAGGCCCAAGAUACAACGUACAUAGCAUUUCCUAAUGUGAUGCAAACUGGUAUUGUUGUUCCAGAUCUUGGCAUUCAGUGUCAGUAUUCCACAGGACAGAUCACCAGUGACUACACAGAUGGGUCACAGCAAGGAUUAGUUGGAGAAAAAGAGAUACAAGCUCCAACACCAGUUUCUGAGAGCAUGGAUGUUCCCAAUGGGGCUGUAUUACAAGAGUUCUUUUGUUUAUCGAAAGAUGAACCAAAUAGUGAGACACAUUCACAGGCCUCAUAUGGGCAAAAGGAAAUGGGCCAAAAUCUCAGAGAAACAGUGUCCAAUUGUCUUAAAGAUGAUGAAUGCCCUUUACUGGUGCCAGCUUUUGAUAAAAGUGAAGCCCAAGUACUGAACCCAGAACAUGAAGUCACGGUGGCUGGAGAUGCACACAAUGCCUCUCAUGAAAAGGAUUUGGAAACCCAAAAUCGUACCAUAGAAUUGAUACUGACUAGCCCACUGGGACAGAAGAUGGCUUCGUCAGUUGAACUGAGUUGGGAUGCAAAUGAUACGGUCAUUAACACAAAUAAUACGGUUUGCAUGUCAACACCAGUCCUAGAACCCCCAAAUACAACCUUUUCUAUUUCACCUAUUGAAGUGGCAGAGAAAUGUAGUAAAGUGGAGAAGAGUCAUCAAGAACUUAGAAAUGUACCGAGCUUGAAGGGGGCACCUGUGAACACGUGUAAACCUAAUCUAGGAAAAUUGACAACUAAAAUGAAUACUCCAAUAGGCAGCAAAGUUAGAAAAACUGAAAUUAUAAGUUACCCAAGACCAAACUUCAAGAAUGUCAAAGCAAAAGUUAUGUCUAGACCAGUGUUGCAGCCCAAAGACCCUGCUGCAUCAAAGGUCACACCCAGAUCUCAGCUAACCAUUGCCUCAUCACCCUUAUCCGUGUCUUCCUCAAGACAGUUGACAGCUUUGAGCAAAACACCAAGGUCUGACUUGAAUGCAGAUACAAAAGCAGAAAUCCUAAUUAACAAGACACACAAGCAGCAAUUUAAUAAACUCAUUACUAGCCAGACUGUGCAUGUUACAACUCAUUCUAAAAAUGCUUCACACAAGGUUCCAAGAACAACAUCUGCCAUGAAAUCGAAUCAGGAAGAUGUUGACAAAGCAAGUUCUAAUUCAGCAUAUGAGACUGGGUCCGUGGCUACCUUCUUUCAGAAGAUGAAAGGCAUACUCCCUGUUAAAAUGGAAAGCACAGAAUGCUUGGAAAUAACAUACACUUCUGACAUCGAUGGGAUUAGCCCUGAAAAGAAGGGUGAAAAAGAAAAUGGGCCACCUAUGGAAAAACAAGAGCUAAAAAAGGAAAUUAUGAAUGAGACCUUUGAAUAUGGUUCUCUGUUUUUGGGUUCUGCUUCAAAAACUGCAGUCACCUCAGGUAGGAAUAUUUCCAAGCCUGACUCCUCCAAUUUGAGGAAAACACCUGGUUCAAAAGCCAAAGUGGGGCCUUCUGUUUCCUGUUUGAGGCGGAAUAGUGACAGUAGAAAUCUCAAUUCUGACCGGGCCUUAUCUCCUCAGAGGAUCAGGCGUGUGUCCAGUUCUGGAAAACCUACAUCCUUAAAAAAAGCACAGCCGUCUUGGGUGAAUUUGCGUAGACCACUUCCUAAAUCCAAAGCCUCUUUGAAAAGUUCUGCGCGGAGGGGGACAGGAAGCGCGUCCUCUGUUGCCAGCACCCACAGUGAUCUGAGCACUUACAGCAGUAACUCUGGGAAUGCCACUGUCAUCAAGUAUGAGGAAAAACCUCCCAAACCAGCAUUUCAGAAUGGUUCCUCAGGAUCCUUAUAUUUGAAGCCUUUGGGACCCAGAGCUCAUGCACACUUACUAAAAACUCCUCCAAAAGGUCCCUCAAGAAAAAAUCUGUUUACUGCUUUUAAUGUGGUUGAAAAGGGCAGGCAGAAGAAUCCCAGAAGUUUGUGUAUCCAGACACAGACGUCUCCAGAUGUGCUAUCUUCUGAAAAAACACUUGAGUUGGCUCAUUAUAAAACAAAAUGUGAAAACCAAAGUGGAUUUAUCCUGCAGCUCAAGCAGCUUCUUUCCUGUGGUAAUACCAAGUUUGAGGCAUUGACAGUUGUGAUUCAGCACCUACUCUCUGAGCGGGAGGAAGCGCUGAAACAACACAAAACCCUAUCCCAAGAACUUGUUAACCUUCGAGGAGAGCUAGUCACUGCUUCAUCGACCUGUGAGAAAUUAGAAAAAGCCAGAAAUGAGUUGCAAAUAGCUUAUGAAGGAUUUGUGCAGAAGCUGAACCAGCAGCACCAGACCGAUCUAACAGAGCUAGAGAAUCGGCUUAAAGAAUUUUACACCGGGGAGUGUGAAAAGCUCCAGAACAUUUACAUUGAAGAAGCGGAGAAGUACAAAAACCAACUGCAAGAGCAGUUUGACAACUUAAAUGCUGCCCAUGAAACCUCGAAGCUGGAAAUUGAAGCUAGCCACUCAGAGAAAAUUGAAUUGCUGAAGAAAGCCUAUGAAACCUCCCUUUCAGAAAUCAAGAAAAGCCAUGAAAUAGAAAAGAAAUCCCUCGAGGAUAUGCUUUUUGAGAAGCAGGAAUCAUUAGAGAAACAAAUCAGUGAUCUGAAGAGUGAAAAUGAUGCUUUAAAUGAAAAGUUGAAAUCAGAAGAACAAAAAAGAAUAUCAAGAGAGAAAGCAAAUUUAAAGAACCCUCAGAUCAUGUACCUGGAGCAAGAGUUAGAAAGCCUGAAAGCCGUGCUGGAGAUCAAGAAUGAAAAACUGCAUCAGCAGGACGUCAAGUUAAUGAAAAUGGAGAAACUGGUGGACAACAACACAGCAUUGGUUGACAAACUGAAGCGAUUCCAGCAGGAGAAUGAGGAAUUGAAAGCUCGGAUGGACAAGCACAUGGCAAUUUCAAGGCAACUUUCCACUGAGCAGGCAGUUCUGCAGGAGUCCCUGGAGAAGGAGUCCAAAGUCAACAAGAGACUGUCCAUGGAGAACGAGGAGCUGCUGUGGAAGCUGCACAACGGGGACCUGUGCAGCCCUAAGAGGUCCCCCACGUCCGCCGCCAUCCCCUUCCAGCCACCGAGGAACUCCGGCUCCUGCCCCAGCCCCAGCAUCUCACCCAGAUGA
Puma concolor (puma) is the source of this 3819-nucleotide messenger RNA. RefSeq names its product microtubule associated scaffold protein 1 (gene MTUS1). Gene Ontology annotation, biological process: regulation of macrophage chemotaxis. Gene Ontology annotation, cellular component: cytoplasm; nucleus. The record is from RefSeq and is a predicted model, not a curated record. Lineage: Eukaryota; Metazoa; Chordata; Mammalia; Carnivora; Felidae. Gene Ontology annotation, molecular function: microtubule binding.